AUGCUUUUGUUGUGGAAAGAGGCGAAAACUCUUUCGGGUCAUACCGAUGUUGUCAACUGCGUUUCAUGGUCGGGAGACGGGAAAAUGAUUGCUUCAGUGUCAGGGGAUAAGACCUUGAGAAUAUGGGAGGCGAGCAGCGGCAGGCAAAUCAGUUGUCUUGAAGGACAUACAGACAUAAUCUGGUUCGUUUCUUGGUCAGGCCAAGGGGGACUGAUUGCGACUGCAUCAUCUGACAAGACUGUGAGAAUAUGGAACCCAGUUUCUGGUAAGGAACUUCGAAUUCUCAGACACAAGAAUCGAGUUAACUGUGUCUCGUGGUCUGGAGAUGGAAAAAAGAUUGUCUCCGGAUGUUCAGACCACAAAGUGAGGAUAUGGGACGCAACUUUUGGAUAUGAAAUCAAAUGUUGUAAAGGGCAUAGCCAGUUUGUCAGGUGCGUGGUAUUUUCAAGCGAUGGAAAGUUGGUCGUGUCGGGAUCGAUGGACAAGACCUUGAGGAUGUGGGAUGCGGUCACUGGCAAGGAAGUUCGAUGCUGGAAGGCACACUCAAAGGGUAUUAAUAGUUUGUCGUUCUCACCAGAUGGGAGCAAGAUUGCAUCCACUUCGUCAGACAACACAGUGAAGGUCUGGGAUGUUAGCAAUGGAGAUCAAGUACAUUGUUUCGCAGGACACGAGGAAAAGGUUUUGUCAGCUUGUUGGUCAGCAGACGGUGGACUGAUCGCUUCGGGUUCGUCCGACAAGACGGUACGCUUGUGGGAUGCGAGCAAUGGACGAGCAAUCCGAUACCUGAAAGGACAUACUUGGACUGUAGGAAGCGUUUCCUUCUCACAGAACAACAUGAUGAUUGCCUCCGGUUCAUCCGACAAGACCGUGGCGAUCAACGUGUCGGAGUACCAGGGAGUGGCGGGCGGGGCCGACCCGCGCUACAACUCGGUUGUCUGGUCGUCCGUGAAGAAGUAG
Molecule: messenger RNA, 957 nt
Organism: Guillardia theta CCMP2712
Lineage: Eukaryota; Cryptophyceae; Pyrenomonadales; Geminigeraceae
Exons: 2
Coding region: 1-957 (318 amino acids)
Molecular function (GO): protein binding
Source: RefSeq, a predicted model, not a curated record